This is a messenger RNA of Nerophis lumbriciformis (worm pipefish), 1575 nucleotides long. The record is from RefSeq and is a predicted model, not a curated record. Lineage: Eukaryota; Metazoa; Chordata; Actinopteri; Syngnathiformes; Syngnathidae.
AUGGCGGAGGCCGGCGCACUUGAAGAACUCCAGUCGGAACUCACCUGUCCAGUGUGUCUGGAGAUCUUCCGCGAUCCUGUCAUUCUCGAGUGCGGACACCACUUCUGCCAGGUUUGCAUCGUUCAGUGCUGGGAAGCCAAGGCGGAGGAGCUGUCAACUUGCCCCAAGUGCCGCAAAACUUGCGCGAAGAAAUUACGGCCCAACUCGCUGCUGUGUAACGUAGUCGAAAGCGUGCGUCGAGCCAGGGCCAUGGACGCCGCCGGUGGGGGCGGUGCGCCGCCGCCGCCCGGCUGGGACGCCGAAGGUCCACCGGAGGAAUUGGAGGAGCGGGAGCCAGGGUCCAGUAUGAGCAGUGUCGCCUCGUCCGUUGGCCACUGGCCGCGCAUGUUCGGAAUAGAUAUGUGCGAGGAACAUGAGGAGAAACUCAAACUUUACUGCGAGGACGACCAGUUGCCGAUAUGUCUGGUUUGCGGCAUGUCCCGGGACCACAAGACACACAACGUCAUCCCCAUUAACGAGGCAUUUGAGAACUACAAGAAUAAACUGUCUGUGGCUCUGGAGAGGGUUCAACAGCAGUCUGAGGACGCCUCACACUUCCAAAAACAUACCAAUGAAAAAAUCCUUCUGAUUAAGGAGCGAGCUGGGGAUCUGGAAGAGAUGGUGACUGCAGAGUUUGGCCGUCUGAGGGAGUUCCUCCAAGAGGAGGAGGAUCGCAUCAAGCAGAAACUGCAAAAGCAAAAGGAGGAGAAACUCACGGAGCUGGAGGAGGCGCUCACGGAGGCCACGCAGCAAAUCAGCCAGCUGGAAAGCACGGCUGACCAGCUCCGCAUCAAACUGAUGGAGGAAGAAAACCCAGAGCAACUAAAGGGGAUUAAAGAUUUUAUUGGCGGGGCUGAGAGCUUAUUUGAGCGCCCCCCAGAGGUGAGUGUGGAUCUGCAGUCAGGAGAGUUUUUGGGACCAUUGCAAUACCGGACCUGGCGGAAAAUGAGCACCAUUUUUCGGCCAGCUGUAACGGCAGUGUCAAUGGACCCAAACACGGCCUACCCUUGCCUGUGGGUUUCCUUAUGUCGCACCAGCGUCCAAGUGGGCAAAAUCCAGCCCAAUCUGCCAAACAACCCAGAGCGCUUCACUCGCUACAACAUCGUCUUGGGCACGGAGGCCUUCUCCACGGGCAGACAUUACUGGGAAGUGGAGGUGGGGUCCAAAACAGCGUGGGGUCUCGGCGUGGCUCGCGCUUCUGUCAACAGAAAGGAUGAGAUUAACCUUUGCCCCGAGGAUGGUUUCUGGACCGUGGUGCUGAGAGACAAUGGAGAUGGCACCAGCGAGUACGAAGCGUGCACGGACACGGAAGAGGACAGCUUGUUAUAUCCUAUUAAACCCCCUAGGCGGGUGGGGGUCUACCUGGACUACGGGCGAGGUGAAGUGGCUUUUUAUGACGCUGGAGAUAUGAGCCACCUUUUCACUUUCUAUGAUGCCAAAUUUAAUGAGCCGGUCUACCCAUACUUUAAUCCCUGGCCCAUUAUUAAUGGCUACAACUGGGAGCCACUGACCAUUGUCUCGCCACACUGGGGAUAG